Cebus imitator (Panamanian white-faced capuchin) is the source of this 741-nucleotide messenger RNA. Its product is annotated as multidrug resistance-associated protein 1-like. Gene Ontology annotation, molecular function: glutathione transmembrane transporter activity; ABC-type xenobiotic transporter activity. Gene Ontology annotation, biological process: glutathione transmembrane transport; xenobiotic transport. NCBI's taxonomy places the organism in Eukaryota, Metazoa, Chordata, Mammalia, Primates, Cebidae. The coding region runs from base 237 to 563 and encodes 108 amino acids. The transcript is spliced from 2 exons. Gene Ontology annotation, cellular component: basolateral plasma membrane. The record is from RefSeq and is a predicted model, not a curated record.
UGGCCCCCCAAAGUGCUGGGAUUACAGGCGUGAGCCACUGCACCCGGCCUUUUUCUCCAUUAUUAACAUCACCAGAAAUAGUGAUUCCAAGGAGCUCUGAAACCCCACCUUCACCAGUCCUGGCCAGAAGUCCUUAUGUCUCACCCCUUCUCCAUCUAUGUCAGCGUGACAUAGGCAUCACAUGCCACCACUCUCCUCUCUUUGACAGGACCCUGUUGUCUUCAGGUUCCUUCUGCAUGAAGCUGGACCCGUUCAGCCAGUACUCAGAUGAAGUCCGGACGUCCCUGGAGCUGGCUCACCUGAAGGACUGCGUGUCGGCCCUUCCCGAUAGGCUGGACCACGAGUGCGCAGAAGGUGGACAGAACCUCAGGCAGCGCCAGCUUGUGUGCCUGGCUCGGGCCCUGCUGAGCAAGAUGAAUAUCCUUGUGUUGGAUGAGGCUACGGCGGCCGUGGACCUGGAAAUGGGCGACCUCAUUCAGUCCACCAUCCAGAUGCAGUUCAAAGGCUGCACUGUCCUCACCAUUGCCCACCGGCUCAUCAUCAUCAUGGACUACACAAGGUGAUGUCCCUGGCACGAUGGCACUUUGGGAGUUUGCCUUACUCACUGGCUUAUUAAGUCAUUCAUUCAACACUGUCCCUAUUCCCAGUGACAGACCCAGUGGGUGGAUCGUCUCUUCAUCCUGGAUGAUACCAGAUAUUUCUUUUUUGUUUUGUUUUUUGUUUCUGGAGACGGAGUCUUGC